UACAAUAUUUUUUUUCUUAAUAUAUAUUGUACUAGUUUGGCAGUGAGGCCAAGCAUGUUCACCGUGACCAAAAGUCUUCCCUUGGACUGCAGGCUUCGCAUCUCUCUGGCUUCACUCCGGCGGUAGAAGACAGUGGCGACGAUGGAUCAGUGGAUGAAGAAGUUCAAGGACAGCGGCGUCACUUACGCCUAUCUCAUCCUCUACAUUGCCAUAUCAAGUGGUCAAAUCUUCUUCAACAAGUGGGUUUUGUCUUCGAAGGAAAUCAACUUCCCUUAUCCAGUGGCAUUGACGUUGUUGCACAUGAUUUUUUCUUCUGUGCUGUGCUUUAUCCUAACUAAAGUUCUAAAGAUUAUAAAGAUUGAGGAAGGAGUGACACCAGAAAUAUAUGCUACCUCCAUUAUUCCCAUUGGUGCAAUGUUUGCAAUGACCCUCUGGUUGGGAAACAGUGCAUACCUCUACAUCUCUGUUGCAUUUGCGCAGAUGUUGAAAGCUGUUAUGCCUGUAGCUGUCUUCAUUCUUGGAGCUGCAGCUGGUCUUGAAGUGCUGUCUUGCAGAAUGUUCCUGAUAAUGUCCGUCAUCAGUUUUGGGGUUAUUGUUGCCUCCUAUGGGGAAGUCACUGUUAGUUGGGUUGGAGUGGUAUAUCAGAUGGGCGGGGUUGUAGGGGAAGCUCUUAGGCUUAUCUUCAUGGAAAUUUUUGUGAAAAGAAAAGGGAUACGCCUGAACUCAAUAUCAGUGAUGUACUAUGUCAGUCCAUGCAGUGCAUUCUGUCUCUUUAUCCCAUGGUUAUUCCUAGACAAACCAAAAAUGGAUUCAGCUGGGCCCUGGAACUUUCCACCGCUUAUAUUGUUUCUUAAUUGCAUCUGCACCUUUGUGCUCAAUCUCUCGGUUUUUCUUGUUAUCUCAAGGACAAGUGCACUGACUAUUCGUGUUGCUGGGGUUGUCAGGGACUGGGUGGUAGUUUUAUUAUCUGCUGCCCUAUUUUCUGAUACGAAGUUAACAUUUAUUAACCUAGUUGGUUAUGGAAUAGCCAUUGCUGGUGUUGUAGCAUAUAACAAUCACAAGCUCAAGAAGGAAGCAUCUGGGAUUAACACGUCUGGAAACACCAAUUCUAGAAUUGAAGUGACAUCCAAUGAUUCUCAUGUACAGUUGGUUCCUCCAAAUGAAGCAAGAUAAGAGUUUUUUUGUCUGAUUUCUAUUACUGGUUUGGAGAAGCCAGCUGCUUAAGCCAAGGAAAGCUGAACAACUUAUAGCUGCUUAAAGUGUCCUUACAGAUGCCUACUUAUCAUUUUACUUGUUAAGGUAGAUAAUUGUGCAUCUAACAGUUAUUUUAAUUUGGUGGAACCUGCUUUGUUUAAGUAGCCCUUCUCAGCCUAUUUUGAUUUAAGAGUUGAGGAGGAAUAGCAGCCCAGAAGCCGAGAGAGCAAGGGGAAAAUAAGUCGUUAUUUCUUUUUUUUUAACGAAAUAUUGAUUCAUUCUAGGGCAUCUUAUUAUUCAUAAUUUAUUUUAAACGUUGUUCUGAUGAA
Molecule: messenger RNA, 1523 nt
Organism: Dendrobium catenatum
Lineage: Eukaryota; Viridiplantae; Streptophyta; Magnoliopsida; Asparagales; Orchidaceae
Product: probable sugar phosphate/phosphate translocator At3g14410
Exons: 8
Coding region: 142-1173 (343 amino acids)
Cellular component (GO): endosome; Golgi apparatus; trans-Golgi network
Molecular function (GO): antiporter activity
Source: RefSeq, a predicted model, not a curated record